This is a messenger RNA of Vairimorpha ceranae, 1032 nucleotides long. RefSeq lists its product as hypothetical. The transcript has a single exon. The record is from RefSeq and is a predicted model, not a curated record. Bases 1 to 1032 code for a protein of 343 amino acids. NCBI's taxonomy places the organism in Eukaryota, Fungi, Microsporidia, Nosematidae.
AUGUUAGACCUUCUAUUACAAAUUACAAACAAACAAAUUAAGAACCUUCUUCCACCUGACACAUACUCUUUAUAUAAAUAUCUUUAUGAAUAUAAACUAGAUGAUCCACAAAUUAAAACCAUUCUUUCAGGUAUUAAACAGUCAGAAUGUUCUUCUGACAUUGAACAAAUAUUAUUAUCUUUAUUUUUUAUGCAUAAAGUUAAAAUAGAAAACAUAACACACAGAAUUUAUCUGCAGGAAUACUUUCCAAAGUUUGUAUUUCUAGUAGAAGAUAGCACUAAUAUAAAUUAUAAAUUAAUUUUAGAGUAUUACUUUAUUGUAAGAUAUAAUAAAGAUCCUAGUAAUAUAAAUAUAAUAUUUAAUGAAUAUACUAGUUGUAUAAAGAAAUCUAAAAAUGAAAUAUUGUUGUACAACAACAAAAUUAAUACUUUUUUAAUAAAUUACAAUACACGUCAAAAAAUACUGAAAGAGAGUGAAGAUACACUUCUUAUAAAUACAAUUAUACAAUAUUUAUCAAAUUUUAAUAUAGAGUGCUUAUAUGAACUAUUAGAAGAUAAGACAGUUUUAAAUAAAGAAAUAAAUAAAAGAAAGAUGUUUUCUAAACUUAAAUAUAAAAUAGUAAGAGAAUCUCUUAUUAAUCCAUGUUGUCUUAUUAAUCUUAAAAUAGAUAAAAAAGAAUUCUAUUUAACUUUAAAUGGGGCAACAAUGAUAUACAAAGAUUUAUUAGAUAUUAAUUUUAAAAAAUAUAUAGAGAUAUUAAAAAUAAUAAAAUAUAAUAAAAAAUAUGUUUUAUUAACUGAAUGGUUAAAAACAUUUAUAUAUUUUGGUAGAUUUGAUUUAUUUAAAAAGUUAUACAAAGAAAUACGCACUAAAAUACCAAAAGAAGAAAAAGGUCUUUAUUUAACACUUGUAAAAUUUUUAAAAGACAAGUCCUUAAUAAAUUUACAGCCUUUUAUAUUUAAAUGUGGAUAUAUUAAAGAUUCUGAAUUUAGUGUACAUUCAUACAAAGAUAUUAUUUUGAGAUUAUCGUAG